Molecule: messenger RNA, 19218 nt
Organism: Porites lobata
Lineage: Eukaryota; Metazoa; Cnidaria; Anthozoa; Scleractinia; Poritidae
Source: the annotation of a GenBank genome assembly
AUGGCUUACAAGCUCCUGUUCUUUUGUUUUGCUUUAACAGGGAGAGGCAAACCGCGAAGGAAAUGUAACGCUCAAGAACAUUUGUUUCAGGAAAACGAUUGUGAAGCAGAAAAAACCAAGAUCGAAUGGAGAUCCUAUAAGUCAUUUGAUGUGAGUUGAUCGAUCGAUCGCUUUCUAAAUCGAGCGUCGGGCUUCUGCGUCUUUCACGCAAUUUUUAGUGGCUUUGUUGUUACAGGGCAGAAUGGCGUCGAAACUGUGGAUGGUAUUUUUUUAAAAAAAUAUCUUGUGAUCAAAGCUGAAAUCUGCGGCAUUUUGUUCUAAAUUUUCAUCCUUGGCCUUUACAUUUUCAGUCAAGCCCAUCGCAUCUGACAAGAAAUCAAGCUAAAACAUGUCUGAGAUCACAGAGCUACGUGGGUAAGCGAACUAGAUCUUCCAACCAAUUCAACGUAAGGAUUCGGGAACAGAUUCGACAGGAAGGUAUGGAAAACACAUGUUUUUAUCCUGCUAAAAACUAAAUUUCUCAAUAAAUUUCCGAUAUCAACCGUAUCAUAUUGUAAGCUGAAUUUCUUUGUUCAACUCUUUUAUUAGAAAUCUCUUUGUUGAAUAUGCCUCCACGUGCCUCUUUUAACUUCAAUUAUUGUCUGUCACGAAAGAGUUGAAUAGAGAAUUUUACAUUCAAAUACGUUCAGCGUUGGUUGAGAAACGUGGUUCUAUCAAUUAAAAUUAUUGCGUAAAGUGUUAAAAUUAUUUAAAUCUGAACAGAACAGUCCGUGACAUCUCAGAGCCAACAAGGUAUGAAAUUGAUAAUAUAAAAUGUUUGCAAAAUGUCGAGACAUUUAAAAAACUAUCAGCUUUAAAAUCUACAUUUGUGGUGCCGGUGAAAGCAGGAUUUUAAUCUGCAUAGAUACGGUAGGUUAUCGAUCUUAAAGUGUGGGGAUAUUUUACUUCUUAAAUUAAAAGAUCGGAUGCAAAAUUUUCUUUACAGUUUUUUUAAGUUCUCUUCCAUGUCAUGUAUUGUAAUUUUCAUACAUUCUACUUUAAAUGGUAGGGCAAAUAUAUCGUAGACGACGUCCAAUAAAUUAGGUUUUGUUAUCGUGAGAAUCUAGUACUGUUAAAAUAUCAAAAUUGUCAUGAAAGUUGAAUGUCUGCCAAAAUUUUAUUUAUGUGUUUGAUCUUAGCUUCAAGUAUGAUCAACAUGUGAUAGGCAGAAAACAUGCUUGACUUGAAAAAAAUAUAUAAUUUCCUUGUGAGCUGUGACACAGUUUUUAUUUUUCCUGUUCAUUUUAAAAUGGAUUGAACUGAACAUUGAGUCAUGUUGCCUUUGGCUUCUAAUAUCAAAUUAUAGCCAAUGAGAGGUUGAAAGUUAGCGAAAGAUGGAGAGGUUCUGUUUGAAUUAAAAUGCUCAGAUCCCAGGUUUGGAGGUGGGUGGGGUCAGGUCGGUAUAAGGGUCAGCAUUGUCAUUUUUUUUCGGUAUGAAUCAAUAUAUUUAUUCAUGUCAUUAAGCUUGAGGACAUUUAAAUUUACUAACACCAAAGCUUUAUUUUUACUUUGCGGCUGACUGCAAUUCAGUUAUCUCCUUCCAUUUUUUUUUUUUUUUUUUUUUUUUGUUGGGGAGGCGAUGGUUACAUGAAAAGUUCUCUCCUUCUGGCCAGGCCCUUCAUGUUUUUUUGUCAGCUAACAUUGUAUGACUAUCAGUAAAAAAUGUGAUAAUAUUCUUAAAGGCUUUUCUCAAUUAAUCAUUGUUAAAAUACACUAAAGCUUACUGACUAACAGAUCUCUGUUUUAUCACGAUAUUUAACAGAGAAUUUAGAAUGCUAUAUUGAAGCAAUCCCAGAUGAAGUGUUGCUGUUGAUAUGCUCCUAUCUAAAAGAGAAGGAUUUGUGCAGAUUGGCACAGACUUGUUCACGACUUAACACUUUAAGCCAGGAUGGAUGCUUAUGGUUUGUAGUGAAAACAUUGUAGCACCUAUUACCAGUAAACUUAUUUUUUUGUGUGUACGGCUCAGUCGUCCCUCAUUCGAAUAAUAUCAUUCCAGGAUAAAUUAAGUUAUUUUAGUGCUGACUUAUUAAAGUCCAUACAGUAAAUUCACUUCUUCUUAGAACCAUCUGUCACAGUUGUGGCCCUUGUUUAAUCAACAAACCUUUGUUGUAGAUGCGGAAUUUGGCAGCUGUUUCUAGUGAGUAGUGAUUUAACCAGAUAGAAUCUCACUAGCACUGGGCUAUGCUGGAGUAUAGCCCUGAAUGACUGACUCUGACGUAGGGCUAGCCUUAACAUAAUCAACUUACUAAUGUUUUUACAAUGGCAGGUUGACUUUUUUGAGUUUGACAAAGCUGAUAAGGCCAGACAGCUGGGUGACUGUAGAAUCAAUGGCUUAUGACCCUGUCUGCUUUUAAAUGUUGUUUUUCUCUUAACAUCGCUUGUUUUGUCUGUAGGCGAUCCCUUUACAGUCAAGUAUUUGGCAUGAAGAAGCCAUUAGUAAAGACAUUUGAAGGUGUUUACAUCGAACAAGAACCCAAAGAUGACUUAUGUUGGAAAAAAUGCCUUAGCUCUUUGUAUCGUGCUCAUCAUGUUCACCCGGCCUUAGCAAAACAGAAGAAGCUAAAUCCUACACGAUUUACGGGAAGGCAAAUCAAGGUACAGUAUGUGUAUGUCGUGUUCAAUCAUGUGCAUUAGAACAGGUGGAUAGACCUUGAAGCUAAAAGAAGUGAGCUAGUUCCAAGCUAUAGGAGCUUAAGAUUGUGAAAUUGAAAGGAGCUGAUUAGAAGUCACUCCAUAUUUACCCUAGAGGGUUUUUAGAUUUGAAAAAGUUGGCCCAUUUUUUAUCAAGCUGGAAUCUGCUCUCAUACUAGCCACCAAGGCCCAGUGUUGUAAUUUGAAAGGUGGGUCACAUUAUCCACAGGGUAAUGCAAUUGUUUUCCCUAAUACUUAUCCACUGGAUAGUGAUUUAUCUGGCUCUGGUUGCUCGAAGCAUGGUUAGUGCUAACCAGCGUUAAAUACCAUGGAAACCUAUACAUUUUGAUACCUCUUAACCAACGGUUAGCGCUAACCAGGCUUCAAGCAACCGGCCCCUGCUGGAUAGCUUAUCCAAUGUUUGAACAACCGGGGCCAGAAGACAAACACUUGCAUGUAUAGUUGAGUUAUGGUUGCAGAGUAAUUAAAAAAUACAACUAAAUCAUUACUUCAGGGUUUUCUUUGAUUACAAUGAGUUUUCAAAGUUUUAAAGUAAUGCCAAAAAGUUUUGACAUAACUCCUUAAAGGUGUUUUCAAGACACCUCUUGCAAGCCUACACCCAUGCUCAGUCUUGAUAGUACCCCUUUGAGGAGGUCAGGCUGUAAUUUUGAACUCUUUCUACCUUCAGUAUCAUGAAACUAUUAAUGAAGCUCUGGAAGCAGUCCCUUAUGAUGGAGUCAUUAUCGUACAUCGGGGUGUGUAUGAUGAGCAUCUAUCAAUCAACAAGCCUGUUGCCAUUAUUGGAGCAAGUAUGUGGAGUAGUUUUUUGAGUAUUAUUAUUCUCUUUUGGGAGUCAUUUAAGGUUCAGAUUCUUUAAUAAAGUUUAUGUAGUGCUUAGCCUAAAAAAACAGCUGAAAGUUUGCGAUGUCACCACUGGUUUCCCUGCGAAAUGACAGCUGGUGAAUGAGCGCAAAAUUUCCAUACUGAUGGUGUGUUACUACCCAGAUCAGGGUAGUGCUUCUGAUUAGUUGUGCAGCAAGGGAAAUUUGCUUCAUCCAAUCAGAGGCUCUGCCCAGGUCUGGGUAGUGACUCAUCAUCAGAUGACGGACAGAAUACUCUUCUCCGCCAGAAUUUCUGGACUCCUUCCUCUGACUUCUUUUUGCAGCGAAACCAGUGUUGACGUUGCAAGAUGUUGGCAGCGCCGUAGCUAGUAUGAGGCCAACCGAGGCACUCGCCUCGGUAAAAUUUUGACGAAUUUCGCCGAUCAUUUUUAUUUUACAUAAGCAAUCAUCGGAUACUUUUAACGCAUCAUGAUAUUACAAAGAAUUCAGCAAUUCAGUCAAUAUACUAUGAAAAAAUUACCAUAUCAUCAAUCUCAAGGGGCUACGUACGUUAACUCAAAUUUUUUUUGAACAAAUACUGGUCAAAACCAUUGGCGAGGUUAACGGUCACCCAGAUUAUGUAGCUUGUUUCUGAUUAUUGCUUUUUAAAUUCCACUUAAAUUAACUCGAAAAAAAGUUACCGAAAGGCCCAGAAAACGCUGCAAAUCGCAUUUCCGAGAGACUAAAGUUCAAAAUUUCUCGGGGGGAGAGGGGCAUGCCCCCGAACCCCCCUAGCAACUCCCGCCUGCCUCGGUUGGCCGUUUGGUCUGGCUACAGCACUGGUUGGCUGUUUUCUCAGGCUUAAUAGUACAGAGUUAGAAGUAUUUUAUUCAUGUAUUUUCUUUUCCAUAACAGUUGGAAGUGAUGAAGUGGUCAUUCAGAGCAGUUCUUCAACAGUUGUCAGUUUCACUUCAGGAUCGUCAUGUGCCUUCUUAGGACAUCUCACUUUAAAGGUUUGUAUCAUUAACUUUAAGCAAAGUUUCUAUUAACAAUUGCUUUUAUAAUUCUAUAAUAUUAUGACUGAGGCCUUGAAUACGUAAUUUUGUAAUUGAUUUUAAUUUGUUGUAAUUUGUUUACUCACGGAGCACUUGGGAGUUCUUGAGAAUUUAUUGUGAUCUGUCCAUGCAUUCCAGAUCGAAUUUGAAUUUGGAAGUGUUAGCUUUUAAGGAGAGGGGAAAACUGGAGUACUCAGAGAAAAACUUCUCGGAGCAAGGGAGGGAACCAACAAAGAACGUGUCACAUUGUUCUGUUACUAACCGAUCUACUUCGUUUACAUGUUUACUUUUAUCAGAACUGUCCUUCCAGUGAAUCACAGCCAAUCAGAUUAGGUUGUGUGGAGGUUGUAGAUGAAUGCUCCCCAACAGUCUACAACUGCAAACUUACAAGUCUUGCUGAUGGUAAGAAUUAUUGAAUGGCUUAAGAAUUUAUGUUAAGUGUAUUUCAAGCUUAUUGCUUUAGGUAAUAUGCGACAGCACAGGAAAUGCCAUAUUAAGGUUACUACAUUAUAACACUUCAGGAUUUGAUGAUACACAGACUCAAAAUUAAAGUCAGAAACAUCUUACACAGAACAAACUGGACCACAGGAAUAUGCUGCUCAUUAGCUUUUAUUUAUGAUUUGAUUUGCAAAGUGAUUCACAGGGUCCAAAGUUAGAACCACCUUGAACAGCCUAAUAAACAGUACCACCGGAAAGUACUGCUCACUAGUUUCAUUUGAAUGGUCACAUCAUAGGAUUUCAUCCAUAAACUCAAAAGUUAGAACCACCUUGUACAGCAUAAUAAACAGUACCACAGAAAAGUACAGCUCAGUAGCUUUCAUUUGAAUGGUCACACUUAAGGAUUUCAUCCACAGACUCAAAAGUUAGAACCACCUUGUACAGCAUAAUAAACAGUACCACAGAAAAGUACAGCUCAGUAGCUUUCAUUUGAAUGGUCACACUUAAGGAUUUCAUCCACAGACUCAAAAGUUAGAACCACCUUGUACAGCAUAAUAAACAGUACCACAGGAAAAUACAGUUCAGUAGCUUUCAUUUGAAUGGUCACGCGAUUUGCCACAGACUCAAAAACUUAGAAACCCACUAAUUUAAAAGUGAAAUUUAACGAUCACUGGCUAUGUUUUGUUUUAUUUCUUGUAGCCGGGGCGACAGUCUAUGUUCACGGUAGAGGUGCAAGACCCACCCUGUCUCAGUGUGUUAUAUCUGAUUCUGAAAACGUAGGCAUCUUUGUCACGGAUGGAGCCCAGGUAGGAAAUACAUGUACCGUAAUGUUAGGCAGCUUAGGUAACAACGGCGGUGACGGCUACGAAAACGUCACCUAAAAAGUGAAUUCGCGCUGCCUCGAACUUAAUCGCGUUUAUUCCAUCUCGUUCAAUUUAUCAAAUGUUGGCAAUUUUCUCUGGAGUUUAAUUCUAAAAGACUGUAUCGAAGUUCAGGAAAAGAAAAGAAAAGUCGUUGUCUUGUGUUAACGUCCUCCAUAAAACGUGAAGUCAGGCAAUUUUACGUCACGUCGUAGUCUUGCAUUGACUAUAGGGACUUUCAGCAGGGGCACCCAACGAGAAUAUAGUUGAAAACCACUUAAACAUAGCAUUGUUAAGCGUGUUUUAGUAUUUAAACGGUGAAUAUGGGCAUACUUUUAUCCCCUAUAAAUUUUUCAUCUGUUCGGAUUUCCUAGCUGAAAGUCUAGCGAUCCGAAAAUUAUAGGGAUCAAAACUUACCUUUUUGGAAAUUUCAGCCAGAAAAAAGGCUCCCGAAAAUUCUAGGUGACCUUUUUAGUGUAAAAAUCCGUUGAAAAUGAGCAAUUUUACCAUUUUUUAGAUGUUCGAAAAUCCUAGGAGAGGCAGGCAAGCAAGUAAUUUUACAACAAAUGUUCCGAAAAUUCUAGAUCUCAAAUCGUCUUCCGAACAGAUAUUUUUCCGAAAAUUGUCGUUGGGUGCCCCUGUUUCAGGUCCAACGACGGGGACGGCGACGAAAACGUCAUAAAAACAAUAGUUUUAUAACCAAAACAAGAACUUUGCACGUGCAUCACGCUCGUUUGUACAUUUCUUUACCCGAUUUUGAUAAAGUAAGUGGGUAGGAAUAAUUGCGAUAAAGACCGAAAGAAAGCAAAUUCACUUUUUAAGCGACGUUCCCUUUGCCGUCGCGUCGUUGAAUCUUAAAUUCCGUUAUGAAAUAAUACAAAAACGCGUGAUGCACGUGCAAAGUUGUUGUUUUGCUAAUGUAAAUCUAUUGCUUUUUUUCCGUUCUUCUUGCCGUCGCUAACUCCCUUGUUAAUUAAAAGACAGUAGCUGCCAACAGAUCUGCAGGUCAACUAAAUGUGUGAUUUACUUACAGGGAACGUAUGAAGACUGUGAAAUAACAAACAUGAAGCUUGCUGGGGUCUGGGUGCGUAAUCAUGCUAGCCCUGUCAUGCGAAGAAAUAAAGUGCAUCAUGGACGAGAUGUCGGCUUCUUUAUCUUCGAUUAUGGACUGGUAAGUGAAUUUGGACAUUGCUUUUAAAGUUGUUUGUGUGUUCUGCUCAUUAUCCAGGAAUCAGUUUCGUUUAAUCUAUUGUGGCAGGAUGUCAUUACUGAAAUUCAAAACUUCAAUUUACCACGGUAAUUUUCCAACGGUAGCUUCAUUACGGACACAGUGUCAAGUGAAGACGAUAAUGGCUGAGCUGAAAAGGUCAGCAAAUGCAGCAAUCACAGCAUUAGCGAUGUGGUGGAUUUGCGAGCUGUUUCGCAAAGACAAAUUUUCUUGUCCAGAAAGUGAAUUUAAUAGAGAGCUUAAGCAACGGCGACAGCAACAAGAACGGCGAAAAACAAAACAACAAAUUUGCACGUGCAUCAUGCUUUUGGCAAUGUUGCUCGACUACAACGUGAAAUUUCAUAGUAAUGCUCACGUUUUAUGGCGGGCGUGAACAUGAGUCAGAAAUUGUCUCUUUUUUUCCCCAACUUAGUUAUAGUCCUUUAGAAUUCAACUCCAGAAAAAUUCCUCAACACUUGACAAAUUGAAUGAAAUAGAAUAAGAGUGCUAAAGUUUGGAACCGCCCGAAUUCAAUUUUCAGGUGCCGUUUUUGCUGCCUUUGCCUUUGCGGUCGUUUAAGCUCCGUAAUGUUACCCGGUCUGAAAUCCGACAAAGUAUCUGCGUUUUUCUCAUAGGGUUAUUACGAAGGUAAUGAUGUACACAAUAAUCGUAUCGCUGGUUUUGAGAUUCGAUCAGGAGCAAAUCCCACAGUGGUUGGUUGCCGGAUCCACCAUGGUAUGACUGGCGGGAUCUACUGCCAUGAUGACGUAAGUACAUGGUCUUCAGCCGAGCGUGUAGUGGCUGUUGAGGGUCCUCAGGUUUUUUCGGGAUCCGGGAUUUCCAUUUUUUGGAGUUCGGGAUUCGGGAUUUUUAAACAAAAUGGAGGUGAGAUUCGGGAUUGAUCGCGUUCACGGGAUGCGGGAUACGGAAAAUGACCAUCGGGAUCAAGGGAUUGAGCGAAAAUUUGGGUCGGGAUGACCAGAUUAAUGAGUCGUAUUGAGCACCCUCGCUGUUGUUGUUAUUUUUGCAAUGCUUUGCUCUAUAACAGUUUUCUGAGGAUAUUUUCCCGCUACAACGGAUAGCUUUCGCGCCGGCACGAAAACUAUAUCAGACGUGGCUUUUGGUCACCCAUAAAAACGGUGAUUUCAGCCCGAUUUCUGUAACGGAAUGAGGCUGCGCCGCGUCGAUCUUAAAAGUGGAUCGUCACAUAUCUGACAGGUUCGGUGCCACUCUUCGUCUUAUUAAGUCUGCAAAACAACGAUAAUUUUCAUUUGCUGAUCUUGAAUGCGCGCAGUCUUAAACUGAAGCUAGUGUUAAACGAGGGGGCACGAUUAGACGAAGUCCCCACGUUGCGAAUGCGAGAAUUUGCGCUUUCGGCUUUUAUUGUGCCAUACAAGCAGGUUUUUGUAAAAAAAAGAAAAUAAACCUGCCGUUUUUGAAGCCCAGUGAUCUUUGGUUUAGAAUUAUUUUGUCUUUUGCAGGCUCGUGGAGAAUUUCUUGAAAACAAAAUUUAUUCCAACACGUACGCUGGUGUCUGGAUCACGUCACAAAGCAAUCCAACUAUCAAGUAAGAAACCCUCGGUGUUGUUGGUUUGUUGUCUGUCCGAUCAUUUAAAACAUAAAACGAAAGGUUCACUCUCGUCUUUUCUUGUUUUAGAAACAACGAGAUUUAUGACGGACAUCAAGGAGGUGAGAAAUUGUGUCUUCUCUGUAGAUCGCUGCUUAAAUUAGUCUAAGAAAUAUAUUUUUUUGUUUAGAUUACCGUUGCUUUGUUAUUGGGUAUGAAAAUAUCGCGCCCUUUUCUCAACCAGUUAUAGAAAACAAAGAGUGGUUUUCUCGCAAAUACUGCCAGCGAUUCACUAUAAACGAGUAAUUAUUUUCUUUUAUGUUUAUCAGGUGUUUAUGUAUUUGGCGAAGGAAGAGGACUGAUUGAAGGAAACAAUAUUCACGGUUAGUAAAAAUAAGUUAGACUCGUCAUUUAUUUCCACAUAGUUACAGUGCAUAUAAGUAUUUCCAUAGACGUAAGAUUAGAAGGGUACUCUGUUCGCUUGAAAACCGUGUUAGGUGCUUCUCUGUAGUUUUGGGCGGAGUACAAAUCUCAUUUCCCCCAAAGUUAUAGCGCUCAAUCUUAUCUCGAAGCAAAACUACAUGUGGCCUCCUCGAACCGAGGGAAACGCGUGCGAAAAAGUCAAAAUUGCAUGGUGUUUUUGCUGUCAAGUGUGAAAAUUACACUUCCUUUUUAAGUUCGUGACUUUAUUCAGCAUUUUGCCCAGCCGGUUUAUCACAAUUUCUAGCUACUUUUCUGAGAGCUCGCUUGCCUGAAAAAAAAAAACCUUGUAUCAACCCAGUCACCACGGAAGGAGCGAUUUUUAGUUAAGUGUGAAAACUCUGUGAAAAGUAAUGUCGUCACGGCUUUAGUUUUUCCUCGCUUCGUUUUGUUAUAGUAUUAUUGGCUGCGAACAUUUGCGCCACUUUCCCGACCAGAAGGAAACCAAAACCAUUUGUGGCCUAUCUGCAGGCGUUUUCCCGCGCUUUGUGCCCGCGUGAUAUUUUUAAAUUUUCUUGAGUUUUGAUUGGCUUAGGUGAUUGUUUACCUUUGCUUUGAUUGGUCAGAAUAAAUUCGCUUUGGUUUUGAUUUUAUGACGGUGAAAGCCAUUGAAAAGUUUCACUUUAUUUCAGACAAUGCACUUGCUGGGAUUCAGAUCAGAACGAAAAGUAACCCCAUCGUUCGUUGCAAUAGAAUACACAGCGGACUGCACGGUGGAAUCUACGUGGUAAGUACAGUUUAUUUGCUUUACUUGUUUGGUUUGCUUAGUAGGGAUAACAUCCCGUCCCUUCCCAACCCCUCCCUACUCCGAUGUCUUCCCUCCCUUUGAUACAUGAAUAUUGCCUGCAGUUUGCAACAACACUCAGUUCUAUAAACGAUUUUGUGUUAAUUCUUGCGUUUUUCCUUACUUUUCUCAGCACGAAGAUGGCAUGGGGCUUAUAGAGGACAACGAAAUUAACAAUAAUACUCUUGCGGGUGUGUGGAUCACUACAGGUAUAAAAAAAGUGCACUUUAUUUGAGUGUCAAUGUGUUUAGCACGGAAUUGCUAAUCGGGGACAAUAUUUUUUACGUUUCCUACUGGAGAAGGGACCGCCAUUUUACAUGGUCAUCCGAGCCACGCGAAGGUUAAGCCGCUUGCAGUGCGAAGGGAGUACCUUCAUUUCUCAGUUAUUUUAAGACCCUGAGUAUUGGUUCCAUCCUGGGAAUUGAACCUGCGACCUCCCGCUCUGCUGUCAAGCCCUCUGCCGACUGAGCUAAUCCUGCUGCGGAAAAAAAGCGACAUGAGAGAAUGUCCCCAUAACUUAGAGGCUAGAGGAUCCACUCGGUUAUUGUGUAUGGGCUCUAUUCCUGUCAAGAACUACUCGUUUAAUCGUACUGAGUUUUUUGUCGCUUGCUUGCGAUUAGCGAGUUAGCGGGGAAUUCGAGUUAUCCGUGUUCGAGUUCACGAGGUUCUACAGUAGUAUCAAAGAAGAAGUUGGAUAGCUCUGUAGAGGAUAAGUUACUGCAAUGAUGUCUACGUUUCUAAAUAAUCGCAUGAGCUUUUAGGCGACCUAACGUGGUUGUACGGUAAAUCGUUUGGUGUCCUCGGAAAUCCAGGGGUAGAACUAAUGUGAACAAAAAUAUACGGACAUUUUUGAAAUAAUGAUAGGACAAUUCAGGUCUAAAAAAACCAGUAGGUCAUUGGACGGUGUCCGACGGAAUUUUUUUUGUCUGACGAAAUCCUACCCAUGGUCUGACAUGAUGAUCGGACAUUGAGUUAAAAUACCUAAGAUUAUCAUUUUGAAGCUAACGAAUUCAAUUCGAAUCAUUAUACAUUUCUGGGAAACUGCCCACCUACCCCUCCCCUAAGCCAACAUUUUGCCCUAAGUGAGACUGAGUAAGUGUCAAUAUUGGCUUAGGGGAGGGGUAGGUGGGCAGUUUCUCAGAGACGUAUAAUGAUCCGAGAAUUCUUGCGUUUGAGAACACGAACAAAGUUAUGGAAUAAUGCGUUUUUGUUGUUGUUGCGCAGGAAGUACUCCAACACUAAGACAUAACAGAAUACACAGUGGAAAACAGGUAGGUAUGGUUAUUUAAGCGUAGGAUAACUGAACCGCAGAUUAAGAAAAUUUAAUGACCUUUGUUAAUUGUGGCUAAGUUAAAACUUUGGGUUGGCCGCAAACUGUUCCGUCGUUGACUGUAGAGUAUCUUUAUCCUAUUUAAAUAAAUUUAAGUAUUCAUACGCUGCUAACUGUCGUUGAAAUAACGCACACGGAGAGUUUUUUACUCCGUAAGCAAGUAAUCUGAUUUCCUAUCUUGUUAGAUUGCAUUCCAUAAUAAUAUUUUUGACUUAAGGGCCAUGUUUACCCAAACUGCUUUGCACGCCACCCUGAUUUGCGCGUAGACUGAAAGUCUCCAAAAGGCUUUUCAAGCAAUUUAUUAUCAAAGCGAAUCAUCCACUUCAUCUCUCUGAGUUUCAACAGUUAUCGUGAUUUCGCGUUCGAAGGUUCACGUGACAUGUAGUUUUAUUUUCAUAAUAUAUUUCAAUAUUUCAAGACUCGCAAAGUAGUUUGAGUGAUCAUGGGCUCAAAAUUCACUAAAAUUAAAGAAACUAAACAAUUAAAACAUAAAACUUCAACUGUAUUUACCUUUUUAGUAAAUUCCCAAAUUAACUGGCACACUCUUUUACAAGUUUCUUUUUAUAGUCAAGCACGUAACCCAGUUCAUCUACACCCUUACUAAAUUGACUACAUUGAAAGAGCACCUAGCACACGAACGACAGACAAUAUAUUUUUGUUUGUUUGUAAACUGAAUACGAAGUGAUGGACUAAAUGCGCUCCCAGUUGUGCAUCAUUCACAGCGUAGUUAUGAAAUCUGGCAAGAAUCAAUGUCGAAAAGAAAGUAGCUGCCGUUUAUUUUGUAGACUAUGCAGUCCCCAUUUUUCCUCAGGGAUAGUAGAGCAAGCGAAACGCGAGCGCGCGUGAAAAUCACCCCACGCGAGAAAGGCGAGACGCUCAUUUCUCUCUCGCCGCCGCGUCUCACCUUUCUCGCGUGGGGUGAUUUUCACUCGCGCUCGCGUUUCGCUCGCUCUACUAUCCCUGAGGAAAAAUGGGGACUACUGGUAGUCUAUUUAUUUUGAGAGUUCCUUGACUGUCCACAUUCUGCUUUUCAACGGAUAUGAAGAUGCUAAAUUAUUAUAUGUUUGUUAGUAUCCUUCUUGCCUCGUUACGUGGUUAAUAACACAUUCGAUCUAGUCCCUCCUCGCUUUUUUUUUGUUUGAGGGGUAUGACAGUACUGUAUUUUUACAAAAUGUUUCCUCUAACCAACAUUUUUCAGCUUCAACUACAAAGAACAUUCAAAAUUAAACAUAAGCGCAAUAAAACCGAACCUUUUCCCUUACAACUGGUGCUUAUGACUUAUACAAAAAGUUUAAAAUGGCACAAGCAAAAUCCUAGUUUUAGGAUAACACAACGACCGUUUUAUUUUUCAGAAAAAAAGACGCAGUAGGACUGGGGACGAACAACUGCACUUGAGGUUAACGCACAAACUUAAAUCUGGUCUAAAGCGAUUUAACGAGUUAAUGCUAAACUUAACGUUAAUAUUUUUGUUGUAAGAUUGAAAAAUAACUUGCACAAAUGGUAAUACUCUCUGUAUAAACAUCUUCCACGAAAGCCUUACAUUAAAAAAUGUCUUUUUAAACUGUAAAAUAACGUCUAAUUUUCCUUUAAUGCAACUUGAUUCUAAAAAAGUUAACAUGUGUUAUUCUUCGAACAAAGCUAAAUAUUAAAAUUUCUUUAAGAAACAAAACUAUUAAUGGUAAAAUGGUCAUAAAAGCAUUAGGUAAACAGUUAAGGCAGUUUAAAAACAACACUUUUUUUCUAUAUCUUUGCUUAAAUGGUAUACUGUUAAACGAGCGCGGUUUUGUUGGCUGAGAUCAUUAUGGUGGAGUCUUACAUGAAAUACUUAAUGACUGGUCCCUAGGGGAACAGUUAAUUUUGUUUUGUUUUUAUCUCCAUAUUUAUGUUUCCCGAGACGGAGCCGAGGGAGACAUUGAGAUUCGAAGGAAACAAAAUGAACUGUUUCCCGAGGGACCAGUCUUAAAGUGAUUUGUUUUAUAGCUGGAAAUUUAUUAAGCCUCGCUGUAUAAACGGCGGUCGUCGGUCAGCAGUGCACUGUCACCUUCUGACGUCACAGAUUUUGCAAUGUUGCCCGCUCAGAGAUUUUGGCGGGAAACAGUUUCAUUUUUUGAUGUCAUGUGACCUCGAAGUAACCAAUGAGAGCGCGCGCUGUUGGGAAAAAUUUCCAGCUAUAGAACAAUACAUUGUAAUAAUCGAUUAACGUUUUACAUCUUUAAGAUGCCAUAGCUCGGGAAUUCUGGUCAAAAGUUUAUAAAAAUGAUGUGCGAUUAUCGUUUCUCAGAACCAAAUUUCAUUUAAAUUAUUGGAAGGAAAACAGAAGAGUCCCUUCGAACCUCCACAACCGGGCAACUUCCCUGAGCGGACAUUAACUGACUGAGUCAUUGUCCGUCAAGCGGUUUUUCUGUGAUUCCAAGGUUGUCCGCUUUUUGCAGUAGAUUCGACUGUAUUAUUUUUGGCGAUCUCGGAAAACACCAUGUCAGAAACUGAAAACGUUAGUCUAACUUUUCAACACUCAAAGUAUUAAGCGUCUUUUUGUCGUUUUCAGGUUGGAGUGUAUUUCUAUGAUGGCGGCUGCGGAGUUCUCGAGGAAAACGAAAUCUUCAAUCACAAGUACUCUGGCAUACAAAUAAGGUAACAGUGGUUCAAACCAAUGGUGACGCGCCCACUCGUGCUUUCCCAAGCUUGGCGCCAGCUACAUACAUAUGCUUUACGUUCUGAUUGGUUUAUUGGACUGUUUGUGUGAUGUGAUUGGCUAAAGUAACAACGUUGAUUUUGAUUGGUUAGUUAUUCACUUGAGUUUCCCGCGCUUUAUGCCAGCUGGGUGUUUUAGCGUUCGUUUUGAUUGGUCCAUUGUUUAGUCUGCGUGCGCUGUCUGUGUAGUGAUUGGCCAAAGUUGGUUAUACGUCACAUACGUGAAAAAAAAAGUUCAAAAUAUGGCAGGAGUGCCUCCCUUUAGAACAACCGUGGAUUUUAACAAAGAAAGUUAAAGCUAUUCUUUUUCCUUGUUUCAGGUCUGGCAGCAAUCCCUGCAUAAGAAGGAACAAAAUCUGGGGAGGACAGAAUGGCGGAGUGUUGGUCUAUAACGGAGGUAAUACAUUGGUUUCUUAUGAAAAAGAACCACUAUAUGGAUGAGCGACCUCGAAUUUACAACUGACAAAAAACCGAACUAUUUCAAACGUUUACUUUGUUUGCUCUUUGUGGUUUGACUAGCUGUAUUUUAAGUUCGUAGUUCUUUCUAUGGUACAAACUUGCUGUUCCAUUAAGAGGGUUUUUUUUUAGAAACGACGCUCGGGGAAUUUCACAGUUGAAAACAAAGUGUUUACUUUGGUGGCAGGCUCAGCUAAGCACAGAAAAAUAUGUUAUGCCGUGAAUUAGGCAUUUUUUGUCUAAAUAAUUUAUUUAGGGGAACAGGGAAUAAGCAUCAUUACUUGUAAAGAAAACUUGCAAGUUCGGAAGUCUGUAUUCUUGUGAUUCAGUCGCUUUACAAAAUAAUGACGUUGAUAGUGUUAUAUUUAAAGUGGCUUCCGUUGUAAGAACAAUUUUAAAAAUUUCCUGGUCAUUUAUUUGGAAAACGGCCUCCGAAAAUUUUGAAAGACGGCUCACUACUUGCUAAUUAGCCAAUUUCUGCAUUAGUAUUAAAUCUUGCUUUACAGAUUCUUAAAUUCUUUACUGUUUAUUGCUUAUUGCUAGGCCUUGGUUUGCUUGAAGAGAACGAGAUUUUUGAUAAUGCAAUGGCGGGUGUUUGGAUCAAGACAGAGAGUGACCCAGUCCUCCGAAGGAACAAGAUCCAUCACGGCCGUGAAGGCGGUGUCUGCGUGUUCAACAGUGGAAAAGGUGAGUGCGAACCUGAUGAGUGUGAAAAUUUCGCGAAAAAUGCAAAUUUCUUCGAGUAAAAUCCUAAGAAAUUAGUAUUACUUUCCAAAAGUUCUGCUAAAGAGGUUUCAUUUAGAUGGUAACACCAUGGGAUGGUUUACACAGAUUUAAAACUUGUAGUGACGAAUAAUCUCGCUAUAACUUGGUCUGGGAAUGAAAUGGUUAAAACAAUGCUUAAGUUUUGAGCGGGCUGCCUUGUUGAGGAUCAAGCUGUUUAAGCACGAAACGUCAGCACGAGAGCGCUACUUAACUCGUAGUCAAAGUUCUUCCUAGUAAUAAGGGCUGAAAAACCGAAAUUAACCCUUUCAAUUCUAAUUGGAAAAAGUGAAAAUUCGCAAAAAAUCCAAUUUUUUUUUCGUGAAAUCCUAAGAAAUAAAAAGUACUUUGCAAAAGGUGCGCCAAAGGGGUUUCGUUUGAAUGGUAAUACUGUAGGAUUUCUUCCAGGGAUGGAAAAGUUAGAAUGACGAAUUAUUUCGCCAUAAAUUGGUCUAGGAGGGCAGAGGGUUUAAACUGGUAUUUGUUUACCACGCGAUUUACAAAAUAGUCAUAUGAGUAGACUGCCAAACAGAACGUGCUCCCCGUUUUGAACGCGAGCACGUGAUGUUGAAAGGGCGAGUCACGUGACAAAAAUGACCAUAAAAGGAAUCAUGUGACAUGUAACUCAUUUCUCACUUUAUUUGCUUCAGGUGUUUUGGAGAAUAACGACAUCUUUCGAAAUGCUCUUACGGGUAAGUACGCAUCCUUUUCCAUGUUAAUGUAAACCAGAUAUGAUGUAACAUCUGAUUGGGUAAAUUCUUCGUCGGAAGGAAUGUUUUGAGCAGAAUUUUUGUCCUAAAAGAAGCAGAAAUCAAAUUGGAUUACUCUAGGAGAGAGCCUCUAUUUUGCUAUUUAUUUCAUUUUGUGUUUCGGAAUCUGUGUAUUUGGUUGGGAAAUACCAGACAUUUCUUCGAACACAUUGGGCUAUUGAUACAUACGUAUCUUAGCCAGUGUUUAACAAACCAGCGUUCUAAGCCAUUUUAAAUUUGCCCUACGAUUUUAUCCAGACACCAUUUAUUGUGAAACGUUUCAUGAAAGCAUAUAAAGUGGACCAGAAAAGCAUUUAUCUUCUUAAAAUAACCCACUAAGGAAGAGAUCUGGAGGAUUAAAGAUUUGUUAAACCGCCACUCUUAAGUUAGACUUCGUUUAAAUAACCGACUUAUUGUUUCUAAUGAUAUCGUCCGCUGAUUCCUGUACUUUUGCCCCUCUACAUAGGAGUUCUCAUCAGUACAGCCAGUUUUCCAGUGCUGAAAAGUAAUCGCAUAUUUGAUGGUGGUGCUGCCGGAAUUGAGAUUACAAACAGUGCAGGUAAGGUUACAAGCAGCAGUUUAUGGUAUUCGAUAAUUGUACGUUUGCUAAUGUCAUCGUAAAACAAAGCUAAAAUUUUCUUGAUCCUAGGUGGUGUUUUAGAAGGAAACGAAGUUUUCAACAAUCGAUUUGACGGGAUUUGUCUCGCUACUGGCGUUAAACCGCAGCUAAACAGUAAGUAUAAUCUGACCCACCGACCCCGGUACCCGUCCAGUUUAUAGCUUUCACCGUGUCGUACUUACUUUCUCUUACCUUCCCCUCCCUCAGAUAAUAAGGUACACAGCAAUAGACGGGAAGUGGAGAAAGCCAUCGAGUCUUGCCGCUGUCUGUUCCAGGUCUCUGGUAACACGUGCUACCCAAUGCACGACUUCUAUAGGUUAGUAAGUUGACACGUGACACGUGCCAAACGAUUUUUUGAGAACCAGUGAGGUUGCUAGGUGAAUGAGCAGUGAAAUCUAGGUGAUCUAACCACCCAAGGCCCAUAGAACUUAGGGCCCGGUUGUUCAAAAGUUGGAUAGCGCUAUCCAGUGGGUAAGGAUAAGUAUUACUGAAAUCAAUAAUUGCGUUAUCCACUGUUUAGAGAUUUAUCGAGCGGAAAGCACUGUCCAUCUUACCUGUAGACCGACCGAAAGAGGCCUUAUGUUGAAUUAGCCGACUAGAAGUCUUUUAUUGACAAAAUUACGACCACAUAACAAAGAAGGUUGACGCCUUCCCGAGGCUAUAAAUCACCCUGAACGAGUGUUGAGGUACAUUUAAAAAAAGACGAGCCGAAGACGUUGAUUACCGGAUGCAAUCCAUUUUUAUCGUCGAUCACCAUUUUAGGCAUUUAUGCCCCCUAUUGGUUUUCCUGUGUUCGGUUGUGUUUUUUUUUUUUGCAAAAAUUCUGCGGGUGUAGACCACCGAUCAGAGUUUCUAUUCCUAUAACCUACUGGUUGGCAAUCUGUUGAUACUGUAAGGAGAAAUUAUAAGUUGAUGCCUCUGUUUUUGCUUUAUUUGUAGAUGCACCACUUGUGGUACGUCGGAAGGUUAUGCCAUUUGUGUGAGUUGCGUGAAAGGCUGUCACGACGGACACGAUGUAGAGUUCGUUAGGCGUGACAGGUAAGACGUUACAGUAACGCAAAUGUGUUGUCGAUACCCUUACCCAUUCGCCACUUAAGAAACGAAAAGGUAACUGGAACCGAGAUGUGUCCCGCGAUUGUUUCUGGGAUUGUUACUGGCCCAUUUUUUCCAUGUCACUAGUAACAGUGCCAGAAGUCUAUGCGAAAUUAAAACUCGGCUUCAGUCCGUUCUCGUUUCUAAAGUGGUGAAUCAUGUUAAAGUUGUCUUUUCACAUCACAGGUCUUAAUAAAUUUAGGUAAACUGCCCACCUACCCGUUCCCUAUGUCAAAAUGUAGGCUUAGGGGAGGGGUAGAUGGGCAGUUUCCUAGAAACCUAAAUUGAUCCGCAAACUUUUCUUUCCCUCCAGAUUUUUCUGCGACUGCGGAGCUGGUUCCAGCGGUGUGCUGUGUAAGUUAAUCAGCGGAAAGUGCUGGUCAGUGGCAUCCUCCCGGACGCAAACAGUACGAAUGGCCAGCGGUGGUCAUACUGAAACGCAGGCGCAAGAGGAGAGUAGAAACCACUCCCUUUGUACUUCGUGACGUAACACUGGACGCAGAUUAGAAUUUUAAAGAAAGUAAACGACAUAAGAAAAAACUAAAAAGCAAAGUAAGGUUUAAGUUAUUGGAAGAACAUGCAUACGUAAUAAAUAUAUCGUCCGUUCGCUUUCUUCGUACUUCGUACCCUUUCAUCCAUGAUGCCCUGUUACCCUGCGUAGCAGGGGCUAGGAAAUAAAAUGUGCGCAAGAAAGAACGAUCGCGCGCCUUCUUUCUUGCGCCUAUUUAUUUCCUAGUGCCGGCUACGCAGGCUAACGCUCUGUCUGCUGACAGCAAAAAUGUUUUAAUUACCAUUAUUUGCUCGGUGUUAUUUAUUUUAACAUAAUACAUUCUUACACAGUCUGUAUGCUACUCUAUUCAUGACUCACUUGAACACGCUUUGACUGUAGAGUGUCAAUGCAGGGUAGUUUGGAGAGAGAGGGAGCUUAGGCGGAUCAAUUUAGGUAUCGGGGAAACUACCCACCUACCCCUCCCCUAAGCUAACAUUAGCACUUACUCCUCACUUUGGGCAAAAUGGUGGCUUAGGGGAGGGGUAGGUGGGCAGUUUCCCGGAAACCUAAAUUGAUGAUAGGAAGCUUAAGACGUUUUUGAGUGACGCACGUCAACCGGAAGUAAGGCCUUUUCCCUUUUAAAGAAUCUUGACAUUACCAUAUUUGUAUUGCUAAGUGUCGUUUCUCUAAUAUAGACGAUUUGCCCGAAAAUCGUGGGAAACCUUGCCCAAGAAUGCGAAAAGCCCAAUUCCGGUUGACUUGCGUCGACCAAAAGAGUUUUUGCUUAAGUCCCCUCGAGCGGUGGCUGUAACAGUACAAAAAUCGAUUGCUUUCCCUGGUUGCAUUCGUUGAUUGAGCAAUCUUUUGCAGUACGAUGAAAUGCACCACAAGAAAGUACCGCUUAGUAGCCGUCAUUCGAAUGGUCACAUUUUAGGAUUUGUGAGGAGAGUACUGUUCAGUUUAUAGCUUUCAUUUGAAUGAUCACACUUUAGGAUUCCGUGCACAGACUCAAAAAUUAGAACCACUUUUUUUAUCCAAUUUGUUGAUUCCGUCCACAGACCCUAACGUCAUCGCGGCCAUUUGUUUUUCAGCGUAAGAAAAUGAUAGAUUUCAACUUGGCGAUUUCAUUGCUCGACGAGAAGAUUGG